Messenger RNA from Tupaia belangeri chinensis (Chinese tree shrew), 981 nucleotides. Its product is annotated as 40S ribosomal protein S6-like. The transcript has 6 exons. Gene Ontology annotation, molecular function: structural constituent of ribosome. Gene Ontology annotation, cellular component: ribosome. The coding region runs from base 1 to 981 and encodes 326 amino acids. NCBI's taxonomy places the organism in Eukaryota, Metazoa, Chordata, Mammalia, Scandentia, Tupaiidae. Gene Ontology annotation, biological process: translation. The record is from RefSeq and is a predicted model, not a curated record.
AUGGUCUUUCUUAGCCUAACCCUGACCACCGUCCACCCGAGCAAGGGGAGGGAUCUGAGGCUCAGCCGGUCUCAGCGUCGGUCAGAGGUCACGUGGAAAAUCUGUGCCCUCUGUGAUUCUGAACAGAUCAGCCUCAUCCACCCCAAACCAGGAGCUGGAGGGACGGGAGAGCACUUGCAGGCCACAGGGGAGGGAGGAGGUGACCUCGGCAAGAUAAAGCUGAAUAUCUCCUUCCCAGACACAGGCUGCCAGAAACUCAUUGAAGUGGGCGAUGAACGCAAACAGCGGUCUUUUUAUGAGAAGCGCAUGGCCACAGAAGUUGCUGCUAAUGCUUUGGGUGAAGAAUGGAAGGGUGACGUAGUUCAAAUCAGGGAUGAAAACGGCAAGCAAGGUUUCCCCAUGAAGCAGGGUGUCUUGACCCACGGCUGUGUUUGCCUGCUACUGAGUAAGGGACAUUCCUGUCACAGACCAAGGAGAACUGGAGAAAGGAAGCACAAAUCGGGACCAGCACACAAAUCUGCCCGGGUUUGUACCGUGGAUACCAAGCUGAGCAUUCUCCACUUGGUUAUUGUUAAUAAAGGAGAGAAGGAUAUUACGGGACUGACUGAUACUACUGUGCCUCAUCGCCUGGGGCCCAGGAGAACUAGCAGAAUCCGAAAACUUUUCAGUCUCUCUAAAGAAGACAAUGUCCACCAAUAUGUUGGAAGAAAGCCCUUACAUAAAGAAGGUAAGAAGCCUAGGACCAAGGCACCUAAGAUUCAGCAUCUUGUGACUCCCCGUGUCCUGCAGCACCAACGCCGGCGUAUUGCUCCCAAGAAACAACGUACUCAGCAAAAUAAGGAAGAGGCAGCAGAAUAUGCUCAGCUUUUGGCCAAGAGAUUGAAGAGGGCUAAAGAAAAACGUCAAGAACAGAUUGCAAAGAGAUGCAGGCUGUCCUCUCUGAGAGCUUCUACUUGUAAGUCUGAAUCCAGUCAAAAAUAA